CAACAUGACUAAAUACUAGAAACAGCCAGUUAGCCCGGUCAGUUACCAGCACUUUAGUCACUGUGAUAUUUCUAUUGACUGUGUUACUGGCAGGGCAAUGAGUGGAGGACAACAUUUGCUGCUCUUGGCAGCAUUUGUGGUCCUGGCAAGAUGUCAGCAAAGGCCAACAGUUUCCAUAUCACCCAACUUAAAGCAUAUUUUCUCUGGCGACUUACUUUUUUUGAGCUGUGGCGACAGUGGGACCAGCGUGAAAUGGUACUUCAAUGACAAUGAGGUGAAAACGCAGACUUACAAAACCUGGAAGAUAGCAGUUGCUACCUCCAAGAACACCGGCUCUUAUCAGUGUGAAAGCAAUGGACAAAAAAGUGAAAUCUUCUCCAUCGAAGUCCUGGAAUACCAUCCCAGAGCCUCACUCACCAUAUUGACAGGCCAGCCAGUGAUGCAGCUUCACAGUUCAGUUAUCCUGAUGCUUGAGAACGACGCUGGUCUGCAGGCAUGGAGAUGCUGGGUCUUUAGGGGAACGGAGACAAAGAAGAUUAUGUUGCGUUUGGAGAAGAGCAGUACGAAUGUAGUCUUUCAACCCAGGGAACUGACUGUUUCCGAGACCAUUUUCUGGUGCACUGAUAAACAAGAACAACUAAGAAGUAACCAAAUCAUAGUCAGGACCUCAGGGAAGGAAGUAUCGCUGGAAAUGGAUCCCCUGCCUGCUGUAGCUGGGGAAAGUCUGACUCUGUCGUGCCUUGUCUGGGGCACAGAUCAGAUCACCCACACUGUUUUCUACAAAAAUGGUACAAUACUUUUGCCAAAUGCCAAAUUUACCCACACAAUCUCUAAGGUGACAGAAUCUGACCAGGGAAGUUAUAAGUGUAAGGCCAUCUUCACAUACGUGGCCCGCACUAGUGGAUCCCCAUACCAAGUGGUCUCUGAUGAUCAAGAUGUGUUCGUCCAAGAGGCUUCUAUGAAGGCGGAUCUCUCAGAAAACAUAGGCAUGUCAUGUCGAUGUUCACAUUGUCCCAGUGAUGCCUCCUAUAAUUGGUACCGCAAGAAAGAUGAUGGCCAGCUAUGGCAAUUUCUCGAGAACAACAACGGAUUGAUGAUGCCAAAAGAGAGUGGUACUUAUGGGUGUAGAGCUGUGUUCAGGAACGGGAUGUCUUUUUUCAGCAACAGUCACGUUUUCUCUGUUUUAGAUAAACCUCCGAUCGCAACCAUUCUAGUAGUUGUGGUAAUCGUGCUCGUGGUUCUGGGUUUGGCAAUUUCAGCUGGAGCUUUUUAUGUGUGGUAUAAGAAGAGAGACACAAGAGGACCAAUAUACGAGGAUGUGGCAAUGAAGUUACGAGGUGAUGACAAAUAUGAGACGCUCCAAAAAAGAACGGGCGGCGAGUACGACACCCUUAACCCAGAAGCACCGCGCACAGAGAGGAAAGAGGGUGAAUAUGAACCACUGAAGAAAGGGGAAAUGAAAGCUGAGGUGUACCACACCCUGGGGAUGGAGGGGGCAGCAGGAGGAGAAGGUGGAUAUGAAGCACUGAAGAAAGAGGGCAUGAAAGAAGGGGUAUACCACACCCUGGGGAUGGAGGGGGCAGCAGGAGGAGAAGGUGGAUAUGAAGCACUGAAGAAAGAGGGAAUGAAAGCAGAGGUAUACCAUACCCUGGGACCAGAGGGCGCAGGUAGAGGAGGCGAAGCAGUAGGUAAGGAAAAAGAAUAUGAGGUAGUGAAGGAACAGAAGUUGGCAGAGGCAGAGGAGCAAAAGACUCCGCUAUAAAGGGAAAGAUAGGUCUCAGCAGCUUUUAUAGGUAGAAAAAUCACAUGCCACAAACCAGCAAAGUCAGGUGAUGUCUUGGUCACAAUCCUGAAGUUCAAAUUCUAUGACUAAAGUUGUUAGAGCUGUGAAGAAAACCAAGACUACCAAAUAACAAUAAAAAAUCUUGUAUGUUGCAUAGCACAGCAGCUAACUACAACAAACAAACCAACAACUUGUUGCCAUAUUAUUAAUAAUAUUAAUCAUCUCGGUUACAUGGAAUAUUCUGUUAAAUGUAAAUGUAAAUCACAAGUUACCAGAAUGUAAAAUUAUUCAUUUUGUGACAGUCAAAUGACCAACAACAAAUGUGGAAAGUAAGCAAAUCCUUACAUUCAGUCAAGUUGUAUAUAUUAUCUGAUACUCAUUUUACAUAUACUCAUAAUAACAGCAUUACACAUGUUUUCAUUUAACUCACUCAAACUUUUUUUCUAGUAUGUUAAAUAGAUAGAGUGCUUGUGCUUCAUCAAACUAUGAUAAAUCUGCUUUCAGUGAUGGGUAAAGGGUGAACAAAUUCACUUUUUUUUAAUAUUUCCUUGUAAAGUCAUACAGUGUGAUUGACAAAAACCUCCUGAUUGGAUUUUUGUAUCUUAUAAUGUAUUUGCCAUACCAAUACUUUGUAAUGUUCUAUUAUUUGUGCACAUAACAAAUGCUGUAUUACUGAAUAGAUUGUACUUUAUAUUCCAGUGCAUAUGUUGAUCAGAUAUAUGAGCUUAAUCUGCAGUGCAAAUGCAGUUGCUUUAGAUUCUUAAGCUUCAUUCCUGUUGUAUUUAAUGUGCUGAAAUAAAUGUAUUUUGACUAAA
Messenger RNA from Dicentrarchus labrax (European seabass), 2598 nucleotides. RefSeq lists its product as uncharacterized. The coding region runs from base 98 to 1762 and encodes 554 amino acids. The transcript is spliced from 8 exons. Gene Ontology annotation, biological process: cell surface receptor signaling pathway. Lineage: Eukaryota; Metazoa; Chordata; Actinopteri; Moronidae. The record is from RefSeq and is a predicted model, not a curated record. Gene Ontology annotation, molecular function: transmembrane signaling receptor activity.